This is a messenger RNA of Echinops telfairi (small Madagascar hedgehog), 444 nucleotides long. Its product is annotated as cytochrome c oxidase subunit 6B1. Bases 110 to 370 code for a protein of 86 amino acids. Gene Ontology annotation, cellular component: mitochondrion; respiratory chain complex IV. The record is from RefSeq and is a predicted model, not a curated record. Lineage: Eukaryota; Metazoa; Chordata; Mammalia; Afrosoricida; Tenrecidae. The transcript is spliced from 4 exons.
CUCGGCUUCCGGCCGCUCCUGAUUCCGCUUCCGGUCCGUCGCGGGCGUCUCGUCUGAGGGUCACAUUGAGCUACCUGCGUUUUGAGGGGGCGCUUUAGGAAUCACCACCAUGGCAGAAGACAUCAAGACCAAAAUCAAGAACUACCGAACUGCUCCUUUUGACAGCCGCUUCCCCAACCAGAACCAGACCAGGAACUGCUGGCAGAACUACUUGGACUUCCACCGCUGUGAGAAGGCGAUGAAUGCCAAAGGGGGCGACGUCUCCGUGUGUCAGUGGUAUCAGCGUGUGUACAAGUCCCUCUGCCCCGUUUCCUGGGUGUCGGCCUGGGAUGACCGCCGGGCAGAAGGCACAUUUCCUGGGAAGAUCUGAAUUGGCCCUCGCUUCUCUCUUGGGAUCCUGACUCUUGACUUAAUUAAUAAUAAAAACUCACUGAACACGUGUAA